UCACACACAAGUGAGCCCAAGAUUCCUGAAGCGCAGAGCAUUCCAAAUUCAAAACGCAGAGCCUCCCUCCUUCUGCAUCUCCCUGCUUAUGCUUCACAUUCAACACAAAAAUCACCACCAUUUUAGUCUCUUCUCUCUCCUAAACAAGCUUUAAUGGCCUCAAACUCUCCUCACAAUGAUCUCUUUUCCGCUUUAAUUUCAGACAUCAAAUCCUAUUCUGGCAAAGACCCUCUUCAUCCAUGGCUCCGGGGUAUUAAGAAAAUGAAGGCAACUCUGCCUCAAAAUCUAUUAAAGGAAAAGUUACCUCGGUUUUUGCAGAAAUGCACGCAGACAUUUGAGUCUGAUCGUCGUUAUAGAAAUGACUUACGCUAUCUUCGUGUUUGGUUAGAGCUGAUGGAUUAUGUGGAUGAACCAAGAGCAUUACUGAGAACCAUGGAAAUGAAUUCCAUAGGGUCAAAGCGAUCAUUGUUCUAUCAAGCGUAUGCUCUUUAUUAUGAGAAGAUGAAGAAAUUUGAGGAGGCUGAGCAGAUGUAUCACUUGGGAGUGCAGAACCUUGCAGAGCCUGUUGAUGAACUACAAAAAUCAUAUGAGCAGUUCCUUCAACGCAUGCAGAGACACAGGAACAAGAAAAUCCAGGGAGGUAGGCCUGGCAGAAAACCUCUGUCAUCCAGGAAGACUGAAGAGAACAAAGAAAAUGCGUGCAACAUUGAGGAGAAGCAUAAAAAGUUACUGGAUACAAGUUCUCAGAAUAUGAAGCUGCAGAAUGAAUCUAACAAUGCCUUGAUUUUGGGAAAUUCAUGUAACGUUGGAAUUGAUGGCGAUUCAUCUGUCAAGAAAGACCAUGUGCAAAAUAUUAGACCUAUAGAUAUAUGUGAGCAGCAGGCAACUACUGGAAGAGAGUCACGUGAAUCCAUGAUGUUUCAUGGUGAUGACACAGUUGUGGUUAAAUUUGUAGACACUGCUAUAGUUGGGAAGUCUGAAGCUGAAGAUGCAUGUCAUCAUGGACUGGUGGAUCCAACCAUAAAUAUGAAGGAAGCCAUGAAUGCCAUCAAUAGCAUGUUUAAAGAGCCUCUAAAGACUGCUCCAAUUAGUAGGAGGUCACAGAGAAGUCGAACAAAAGAACAUAACUUGAACAGUGGAUUCAGUGUCUUUGUUGAUGAAAACUUGGAUAAUGGAACUGAAUCAUCAGAUCAAAGAGAAGAAGAAGAUAUUUCACUGAUUAAGCAUGGUAGAGCUCAAACUUUCCAGCUUCAACAAGAACCACUUAAAAUAUUCAUUGAUGAUGAAGAAAUUGAUGAGAAUGGAGAUAGACCUGAUGGGAAUGACAACUCAGAACAGAGUGAGGCUCAAAAUCAGGGUGAAGGCUCUUGUUCAUCUGCUGCACGCUUGAAUGCUUUUGUAUUCCCAUGCCCAAAGGAUCUAACAUCUGAAAGCUCAGAUGAUCUGGAUUCAGAGAAUUCGCCCCAAAUGAAGCUGAGAGAAGACACAGUUGUUCAUAGAUUUGUUGGGUCUACCAUCUUGGAUGAGCCAGCAGUAGAAAAUGUUUGGCACCAUGGGUUAGUAGAUCCUACAAUUAACUUGAAGGAGGCUAUGGAUGAUAUAAAUAACAUGUUUGGGAAGCCAAUAGAUUUUGUGAGGACCAAGAGACCAAAGAAGCAGGAAAAACCACCAGUUACAAAACAAGAUCUUGGUGGAUUUUCAAUACUUCCUGAUGAUGAUUUGGAACAUCAAAAAGGUCAGCCACUGCCAAGAUCAUCUAGCAGAAGCGAUACUGAUUUGUUUGAGCCUACUAUGUUUACCAAAGAAGCAAAGGAUGAGAUAAAUAAGCUGUUUGGAAUGCCUCUGGACUUCUAGGAGCAAGCGUUGCUUGUGUUGUAGAAAUUUUCAGUUCAUGGACACGUUGUGACCCAAAUCAUGCUCAAGUACUUGAAUUAUGAAAAUUUUGAAGUAGAUGGAAUCUCUUUGUUCCUUCUUUAUGCUAAA
This is a messenger RNA of Manihot esculenta (cassava), 1983 nucleotides long. Its product is annotated as probable inactive serine/threonine-protein kinase bub1. Gene Ontology annotation, molecular function: protein kinase activity. The record is from RefSeq and is a predicted model, not a curated record. The transcript has 5 exons. Bases 154 to 1854 code for a protein of 566 amino acids. Gene Ontology annotation, biological process: meiotic sister chromatid cohesion, centromeric; mitotic spindle assembly checkpoint signaling. NCBI's taxonomy places the organism in Eukaryota, Viridiplantae, Streptophyta, Magnoliopsida, Malpighiales, Euphorbiaceae.